Oreochromis aureus is the source of this 6450-nucleotide messenger RNA. RefSeq names its product macrophage mannose receptor 1-like. The coding region runs from base 64 to 4377 and encodes 1437 amino acids. The record is from RefSeq and is a predicted model, not a curated record. The transcript is spliced from 31 exons. Gene Ontology annotation, molecular function: signaling receptor activity. NCBI's taxonomy places the organism in Eukaryota, Metazoa, Chordata, Actinopteri, Cichliformes, Cichlidae.
AUCAUUCGCACCCUAUGUUUCAGUCCUGUGUAAGUAGCUUAUAUGAAAAUAUAAGACAUAGGAAUGGGAAUACUAACAAUGAGGAUAACUUCUACAGCCUUUGUGCUUCUUAUCCAAACAUUUUUCUGUUUGGCUUCAAAUGAUCCCCAAUUUCAACUAAUUAACAGGGCCACUGGCUUUUGUUUGGUAAAAUUAAAUAACUUCUGUUUUUCCAUGCGCUGGACAUCUGGGGAUCGACUUUUGGUUCAGUAUAAGAAGAAGUGCCUGGGUGUUCAGGGGAAAACUGUGGGCAGUGAAGUAAACUUCUAUGAUUGUGAUGAAACCAGUGAGCUCCAAAAGUGGGAAUGCAAGAAUGAAACUGUGAUCGCUCUCAAAGGCCAAGAACUUUACAUUAACCUCACUGCUGAUAACUCGGCCGUGCUCUCAAAUAAAGUCGGACCCAGUAGCCACCUUACAAUUUCUGGGACUUCCAGUGGUGCUUGCACAAGAACAUAUACAGAACUUUACACCAUUGAAGGAAAUGCAGCUGGAAGGCCGUGCAUGUUUCCUUUCUUCUACAAAAGCAAUUGGUACUCGGAGUGCACUGCAUUUGACUCUCCAGGGAACCGUAAAUGGUGUGCGGUUGAAACAAAAUAUGAUCAUGAACUCUGGGGUUAUUGCCCAACUAACUCCAAAGAAACCUGGAACAAAGACCCCACAACAGGAGCAUCUUAUCAGCUCAACACACAGUCAGCGCUGACCUGGGAUCAGGCUGACGCCAGCUGCAAACAGCAGGGUGCCUCCCUGCUCAGUAUCAGCAAUCCUCACGAGCAAGCUUAUGUUUCAGCACUAUUAGGGGCAAAUAGGGGACAGGAGUACAAGCUCUGGGUUGGUUUGAUCUUCCAGGAUUUAGAUUAUGUGUGGAAGUGGUCUAAUGGGAAUCCUUAUGCAUAUCUGAAUUGGGACUCAGGACAUCCAGUUUCUAAUCCAGGAUAUAAGUGUGGAAUUAUUGAUGGCGCUGUUCAGUACUCUUGGCAAAGUUCAAAAUGCAACAAGAAACUGGGAUACAUCUGCUACAGUGAAGGACCUUUGGCUGCACCUACUGAAGCUGCUGAGACCGGAUUCUGUACAGCACCCUGGAUCCCCUACAAUGGCGACUGCUUUUACCUUUAUCGUAAUGAAACUAAAAAAUGGUCUGAUGCUCAGAAAGCUUGCCGUAAAGAAGGAGGAGACCUAGUAAGCAUUCGUAAUGUGGAGGACCAAAGCUUCAUCAUCUCUCAACUUGGAUAUGCAUCCACUGAUGAACUCUGGAUUGGACUAAAUGACAGGAAGAGAGAGAGGCUGUUUGUCUGGAGUGAUCAUUCUCCUGUGAGUUACACUAGCUGGGACUCUAGGGAACCAACUGUCACCUCUGAACAAGAAGACUGUGUUCUCAUCAGAGGGAAGAAUGGAAACUGGGCUGACCGUGUGUGUGAAGAGAAACAUGGUUUUAUCUGCAUGAAGACAAGUGACUCUGAACCCUCUGGAGAUGAAGUGGAGCUGAAUGCAGGCUGCAAAACUGGUUGGAAAAGACAUGGAUCCUACUGCUACUUUGUAGGGACUGAGACAAAGACGUUUCAUGAAGCCAAUGAUGACUGCAAGAGCUCAAAAUCUUACUUAGCUGAUAUUGCAACUGGGGUGGAUAAUGCUUUCCUUAUAAACUUGGUGGGACUGAGGCCAGAGAAACACUUCUGGAUAGGUCUUUCAAACCUGAAAAACAGAGAAUAUUUUAUGUGGACCAACAAUGCCUAUGCAAGAUAUACUCACUGGAACACUAAUAUGCCAGGUCAUGUGCAGGGUUGUGUUGCUAUGGCAACUGGGCAUUUUGCUGGCCUUUGGGAUGUGUUACCUUGUACCAAUAAGGAAAAAUACAUCUGCAAACACCUGGCAGAGGGGGAAGCUUUAACCCCUGCUCCACCAACCACUGCCACACCUAACUGCACAGAUGGAUGGAUUAAGAUGCCAUCAAGACACGUCUGUUAUAAGAUCUUUCCAGAGGAUUCAGAAGAGAGAAAGACCUGGUACGAGGCUAGAGAUUACUGCAGAGCCAUUGGAGGAGACCUAGUCAGCAUUCACAGCAGUGCUGAUUUACUACACACACAAAGUUACAGCUACUAUCAUUGGAUUAAUCAAUACUGGAUUGGACUUAGUGCUCCUGACCCAGACACAGGUUAUGUAUGGAGUGAUGGAUCCCCGGUAAACUUCCAAAAGUGGGAAGAUGGAGAACCAAACAAUAAGAAUGACGCUGAAUUUUGUGUUGAAAUGGGACGCGAGCAUUGGGGUGGAACUUUGUUUUGGAGUGAUGUGCACUGUGAGAAGUACAAUGGCUGGAUUUGUCAGAUCCAUGCAGGAGACACCCCAAAGCCGGCUCCAGACCCUGUCACCCCUGCGUAUAACACGACCUCUGAUGGGUGGCUAGAAUGGAAUGGGGCUCAGUAUUACAUUAACAAAAACGAGAUGGCCAUGGAGGACGCUCGUACCUUCUGCAGACAGAGGCAUGGUGACCUGGUAUUUAUCAACAGUGAAGCAGAAAGGAUAUUUUUAUGGAAACAGAUUUCAACAGGUUACUGGAAUUCUUGGAUUGGCCUAUCUGUAGAUCUUGAUGGAACAUUUCAGUGGAUGGAUGGUUCUCAAGUGUUGUUUCAAAGGUGGGAUGAAAAUCAACCUAAAUUCAAGAACUUUGAUGAAAACUGUGCUGUCAUGACACAUCAUAACGGAUUCUGGCAUGACUCCAACUGUGGGCUAGAGUAUAUCUCCUUCUGUAAGCGCAGCAGCUCACCACCCACAAACACCACUGCUGCAGUGCCUACAGUGUCCCCAAAAGGUGGAUGUCCACCCCCCUGGAAAAAAUUUAACUCUAAGUGUUACAGCGUCAUUUACAAUCAGAAUUUAACAUGGCACGAUGCAAGGGAAAAAUGCAGACAAAAAGGCGGACAAUUGGCAUCUAUUACUUCAAGACAAGUGGAAGUGUUUCUACUGUCUCAAAUGGUUGGUGCACCUACUACAGACUUGUGGAUUGGUUUAUUUCAGUCAGAGUGGAAAACUUACUGGAGUGAUGGACAACCAAAGUCAUAUACCAAUUUGGGUGAUAAUUACAUGUAUUGGUACGAUCAACCGAAAAACUGUUUUGUGAUCAAUACCAAGCCUGUGGCUGGUAUUGGGAAAUGGAUUCUAAAGUCAUGCAAUGACACCAAUGGAUUUAUCUGUCAUCGAAAUCUUGACACAUCUCGACCAGAUCCUCCAGAACCAACAAUUUCUACUAACUACAUCAAAAUACUUAAUGACUCCAUUAAGGUUGUUCCUCAACAAAUGAAUUGGGAUAAGGCUGCAGAAUACUGUAAAAAUGACGAUGCCCUCCUAGCUAGCCUGAGGAAUGAGUGGACACAAGCUUAUGUUGAGCUGCUGGCGCUGAAUCUCAAGGCUCCUCUAUGGUUUGGAUUAUACAAAGUACAGAUCAAUGGUUCUUUCAGAUAUGUUGAUGGAUGGCAUUUAAUAUUCAGUCGAUGGGGUACAAAUGAACCAAGAAAGGACAGAAGUUGUGUAUACAUGGAUGUGGAUGGAAAAUGGAAAACUGCUCACUGUAAUGAGACACUAAUGAGUGUUUGCAUGAAGUCUACAGAUGUGCUGCCAACAGAGUCGACUAUUUUUCCAGGAGUUUGCCCUCAAGACCCAGAGGCAACAAUAGAAAGCAACAACUAUAUCUGGGUACCAUUCAGGGGUUAUUGUUAUAUUUUUAUUACAGAGCAAAAACACUGGCAAGAAGCAUCUACCAGCUGUGUAGCACAUGGUGGAAUGCUUCCCAGCAUUGAAGAUUCCUCUGAGCAAAAAUUUCUAGAAAUUAACCUGAGAACUUUUCAAGAUAGUUACACAUCUUUCUGGAUUGGCCUGUUUAAAAAACAAUACAAAGAGGAAUGGCUCUGGUUGGAUAGAACCGUCAUGGGUUACACUAACUGGGCUGAAGGUCAACCUGAUAAUAUGAGCUUUGGAUCGCGCACAGGAGAGAUUAGUACAUCAGAUGGGACAUGGAAGGAUAUGGAAAUGUGGGUUCGAAGACCUUACAUCUGCAAGACACAAAAAGUAUUACUACCAACGCCAUCACCACCAGCCCAAACUGGAUUACCUCAUCAACAGCGUGUCUAUGUAACCAUGGCAGUUGUGCUAGUCAUUACUGGAAUUGCAGUGGUGGCAGUCACUGCUGUCUUCAUCUUUAAGAAAUUUCGUCAUCAGUUACCCGCCCCUAACACCUUUGAUAACCCGCUCUUCUUCAACAGUAGGGUGCCCCAGCCUGAGCAAGCUGACACCAGUAUAUUAGUAGAGAAUGCAGUAGAAGAGAACCCUGGGAAUUUAAUCAGUAUGUAAUUGAAAUAUUUUGGGCUCAUUUGCAUGGCCCAUAUGAUUUCCUAGUAUGUUGUGAAAAUUUGAGCUGAGGUGGCAGCAAGUAGCUAAUAUGGCUUAUUGGAAAAUAAAAGGUGAGAAUCAUCUCAUAUUAUCAUAUUCUGUGAAUGUAGGUUACAUAAAUGCUGGCUUUUGUCACUUCAGUUAUGGUUAGGAUAAAAGGUAGGGUAAGUUCAGUUUAAUGCAUGUUCUAGUCAACAAUCAUAUAUGCAUGCAGCAACCUGAAAUAUCAAGACAAAUCAGGAAGGAUCCAUGGUUUCAUGUUGCUGAGAUCAGAUUCUAACCAUACCAUCCAAAUUUCACAGCAAGAGCUCAGACUCACCAGACCAGGCAACAUUUUUCUUCUAUCUGCUUCAAGGCUUUACAUGUUAUGCAUUCAGAAAUUAUUUGAGUUACUCUUGCCUUCCUGUCAGCUUGUAGUAGUAUCAUCAUUCUCCACUGACCUCUUACAUCAAUGAGGCAUCGUCACCCACAGAACUGCAGCUCACUGGAUAUUUUCUCUUUUUCAGACCAUUCUCUUUAAAUCCUAGAGAUGGUUUUGUGGAAAAUUCCAGUAGAUCACCAGUUCUUAAAUAUUCAGACUAUAUACACUACUGGUCAAAAAUCUUAGAACACCCCAAUUUUCAAGUUAUUUAUUGCAAUUAAAUUCGUUCAAGUCCAAUAUAUAGCUUGAAAUGGUACAAAGGCAAGUAAUGAACUGCCAGAGGUUAGAAAAAAAGGUAAGGUUAACCAAAACUGAAAAAUAAUGAACAUUUCAGAAUUAUACAGCCUUGAAAGCUAGUGCUACUAAUUCCUACAGGUGUUCCAACUUUUCUGGAUUACUUACAACCCUUUCUGUCUCCAUGAAAGCAGUGUUGGAACACAACUGAUGCUACCAACUGAGCAACAGUUGAACAGUAUUGUACUGCAGAAAGUAGUGUGUUGCUACAAAAAUGGCAAGAAAAAGGCAAUUAACAAUGGAAGAGAGACAGACCAUCAUAACACAUAAAAAUGUAAAUUUUCCUACAGAAAAAUUGCAAAAAAUGUCAAAAGUGUCAGUGAGUACAGUUUCCUUCACCAUCAAAAGACACUCAGAAACUCUGACAGGAAGACGUCUGGCAGACCCAAAGCCAUAACUGAAUCAGAGGACAAGCUUCUGAGAGUUAACAGCUCGCGUGAUAGGUGGCUCACAGGACAACAACUUCGAGCACAGCUUAAUAGUGGUUAUAGUAAGCAAGUCUCAGUUUCAACUGUGAAGAGCUGCAGGUUUGACAGGACGAGUUGCAGCAAGAAAGCCAUUGCUAAGACGUCAGAAUAAGAGAAAGAGUCUUUCCUGGGCCAUGAAACACCUCUGUGUUUCUGGGUCUAGCUGGAAACUGAGUUAAUGGCUUAUUCCAAGAGUAACUCAGAUCUAUUAACGACUUUAAAUUUUCAAAGCUUUAAACACUUUAAAGUGUGAGUUACAUUUAUACUCUGUCAACUAUGUCAACAAAAAGCAAAAGACCAAAAAAAUGCCAGCCAUGUGCCUCUCAUGCCUAGGACAAGACAGUAAGAUCUCAAAAGCUGCAUUUAUUGACUGCAUGGAGGCAUCACUACAUGCUAACUUAUUGCAAUAAUUACCAAUUAGUAUUAUCUAGCACACAAAUAUAAAAGAUUUACUUACCCUAACUGGAGCACAGAAAUCUUGGAUGUGCUGUUUGUACAAUUAAACAAUUUUUUUUGAUAAGUGCAUUAAAAAUUCUCCAAAACACCAAAAACAAUUAAGUGAUUUGAAUUACCCUAUUCAACAGGUAGUGGCUAUCCAUCCAACCAUUCCCACUUGCUUAUCCAGUUUAGGGUUGGGGGUGGUCUAGAGGCAAGGUACAACCUGGGCAGAUUAACAGUCUGUCCCACAGUAGUGGCUAUAGCUGUCAAAAAUGGUAUUGAGCAUUUUUCUGAGUUUCUGCAUCAACUUGGAAAUUCUAACAUUGUAACAUUUGGGAUUUUGUAUGCUUUUGCAGCUUUGUUGUUUGCUGUGGACCUGCUCAACCUGCUGAAUUAAAGUUUUGUUCUGUUUAA